CCCACGUCGUCUGUGCCAGGUUUUUUCCACGACGCGCGUGCAGUUUUGAAUUUUGCGUCGCUACUCUCUGAGACAAAUGAUUUAAAAACAAUUGACUUAACUGAGGAUAUACAAAGAAGAAAGACCUGCUGUUUCUGAUAAAAAAAAUACUUUUAAAUCCACGUGUAAGUUUGUAAUCUCGUGCUAAAGUCGUGUUAGAAAAUAAAUCAGGAAAAUGGCGGCCCAGAAACCAAGCACCGGGUCCAGGGGAAUCUCUCAGAAUUUCCUGCGACAGUUCCGAGACAAGAAAACCCGGAAAUUCAAGGAAAUUAGCGCCUCUAAUUUCAUGGACGUUUGGAACCAUUACGACUCGGAUGGUAACGGCUACAUUGAAGGCUCCGAGCUGGAUCAGUUCCUGUACGAGCUGGUGACAAGUGUCAACACACAGGAUGUCGGACCUGAGGUCGUCUCGCAGGCGGCACUCAAAGAGGCCAAGGCGUCGAUACUCAGUGCCUUUGACGAGAACAAGGAUGGCAAGAUCGACAUUGCUGAGCUCGCCCAGCUGUUGCCGAUGGAGGAAAAUUUUCUGCUGCUGUUUCGUCGAGAACAUCCGCUGGAGUCCAGUGUGGAGUUCAUGAAGACAUGGCGGAAGUACGACGCUGACCACAGUGGUUAUAUCGAAGCUGAUGAGUUAAAGCAUUUCUUGAAAGAUCUCCUGAAAUCGUUCGAGCGUAGCGUCACGGAAGAGCAACUGAUAACAUACGCUGACACUAUGCUUCAGCUAUUUGACAGAAACAAGGAUGGUAAACUACAGCUGAGCGAGAUGGCCAAACUCCUGCCAGUGAAAGAAAAUUUCCUAAUGAGGCCAAUUUUCAAGAAAUGCUUAACAUCAGCAGAGGGCGCCAAACAGUUGACCCCAGAAGACAUCAGUCGUGUCUUUAAUCUCUAUGACAGGGAUGGCAACAAAAGCAUCGAGGACGAAGAACUGCAUGGUUUUCUCAAAGACCUGAUGGAGCUGGUUCAAGAGGACUACGACGCAGACGACAUUGAAGAGUUCAAGGACAUCCUGCUGAGAGAGUGUGACCUCAACCACGACGGUCGCAUCGACAAGGACGAACUCUCCAUGGUGCUUGUCUCCUUCGCCAAGGCAUCCCAGGGUCCGGGGGACGAGCCCGAGGGUGGGGAAUCGGGAGAAGGGGCGGGGCCCAACAACGGUGGAGCAUCAAAAGAGUAGACGACCUAUCAUCAACAACCGGAGCUGUUAUUCUCGACGUUGUCGUUAUCGUAACGAUGAGUUGGCUUUGUGGCUUCGCUUUGGUUGGUGAUGUGGACAAGUGUACCGUGUGAAGAUUUCAUAACCGCGGUGUAUCGUUAAGAUAACCGCAUUUAAACUUUUUCAUUUUUACACUUGUAAGAUUUAUACAAAAUCUCAUGUCAAAAAUUGCAUUAUUUCUAAUUAUUUUCAAUUUUCAAUUAGGUUUUUUUAAAGAAACGAAUUAUAAAUGAUACAUUUUAUCUCCAUCUGUGGCAAUUUUUUUUCCAAAUGUAAUAUUUGUGUAAGCACUGCAUGUGUAAGUGUGAUGUACAAAAUGAAUGUAAAAGAAAUUUGAUGUCCAAUUGCUUCUCUUUCACUGCAGAUGUGUAACUCCGCGACAUGACCAUCUUUUUUCCCUACCACCUCUGUCAAGUAAUGCAUCAUGACCAUCUUUUUUUCUUUUUUUUCCCUACCAUCUCUGUCAAGGAAUGUAACAUAACCAUCUUUUUUUUUUCUUUUCUACUAUUUCUAUCAAGUAAUGAAACAUUUUUUUUUUAAAUUUCUCUACCAUCUCUGUCAAGUAAUGUGACAUGAUCAUCAUUUUUUAAUUUCUCUACCAUCUGUCAAGUAACGUAUUGUGUACAACUUUUCUUUCUCCCAUCUUGUCGGCCCCUCCCCAUCCUGUGACGUAUGAGUAUACGAGUUUGUACCACGUGAUCGCGAGAUCUAGGCGCCAUUUUGAUGUGCAAUAUUAGUAGUUCGUAAGGACAUUUGCUGGUAGUGUUUCUUUUGAUAUCCCUUCACCGGUAGUUCGUAAGGACAUUUGCUGUUAGUGUUUCUUUUGAUAUCCCUUCACCGGUAGUUCGUAAGGACAUUUGCUGGUAGUGUUUCUUUUGAUAUCCCUUCACCGGGUAAUAAGUAACUUUUUAAAAAUAAUCACAGCAGACGAUAAUGUAGUACUUUUUGAUUUAGCAAUCCCACAUAAAGCAGACUUACAAAUCUUCACUAUUGAGUUCAUCCACUCCUAAAAGCGUGGUACGCUCAGCUAUUUUUAGAAGACAUUUUUUUUCGAAGUCAAUUGGGCAGAUCAGCGGAAUUCCAAAAACUUUUUAAAAGGAAUUCGAUAGAAAUACGUAAAUGAUUGGCAUUAUGAAGAUACAACAGUAAGAACAAUCCCGGUAAAUUUUACGUAACUAUUUUUAUUUUUGUUCUGCUUUGAAGGUUGGUGUGAUUGUUAUUCACUCUGGCCACACAAACAAUACUCGAUAUUGCUUUAUAAAAAUCUUUCUACUAUUUUUAUAAUGGCUGUGUUAUUUGUUUGUUUGUUUGUUUGUUUGUUGUCUUAUGUUUCCUUUCAGGAUGUAACCAAAGAGAUUUAGUUUCAUUUGUCAUUCGCAUGUUAACUCGCCGUUUCUGUUAUAUGCUUAAAAUAGUUGUAUUGAUCUUAAAUAGUACGAUUCUCAAUAAGUGUUAGUUUAAACCCAACUCCAAAUUAAAAGAAUUAGAAAAUUUUUUGGCAGGAUUAGAAUAAAAUAAUUAAUUAAAGACCUAAUAACCACAGAUGUAGCCUUCAUGUCAAAAAAAUAAUCCGCAGUGAAAUGUUGUUGUCCUGAAUCCUCAGGUCGCGUCUAUUAGUCGUUGUUAUGGUAUAUAGCCGUCAAUGUUAUAGCAGUUAUAGUUAGUCAGUGUUGUAGUUAGUCAGUCGUAUCUAGUCAGUCCAGCAACUAGUGCCUGUCACAACUAGUCACUGGAACAGCUAGUCACUGUUUUAGCUAGUCACGCCCACAAUUAGUCGUCGUUAGUCACUGCUAGAGCUAGCCUUCUUUACAGUUCGAUAUCACUACAUUUAUCCAUAUCACUACAUUUAUCCAUAUCACUACAUUUAUCCAUAUCACUACAUUGAUCCGUAUCACUACAUUUAUCCAUAUCACUACAUUUAUCCAUAUCACUACAUUUAUCCAUAUCACUACAUUUAUCCAUAUCACUACAUUUAUCCAUAUCACUACAUUUAUCCAUAUCACUACAUUGAUCCGUAUCACUACAUUUAUCCAUAUCACUACAUUUAUCCAUAUCACUACAUUUAUCCAUAUCACUACAUUUAUCCACGGCUACAAUUAGUCAGGGCUACAGCUAGUGCUACAAUCCGUCACACUGUUUGAUUAGCUGUAAAUUACAACCUACCGACUACCGCAACAUUUACCCUUUACCACCAACACCUACCGACCACCACAACAUUUACCCUUUACCACCAACACCUACCGACAACCACGAGAUUUACCCUUUAACACCAACACCAUGUAACACCACAGCAUUUACCCUUUACCACCACCACCUACCGACCACCACAAGAUUUACCCUUUAACACCAACACCAUUUAACACCACAACAUUUACCCUUUACCACCAACACCAUGUAACACCACAGCAUUUACCCUUUACCACCACCACCUACCGACCACCACAAGAUUUACCCUUUAACACCAACACCAUUUAACACCACAACAUUUACCCUUUACCACCAACACCUACCGACCACCACAAGAUUUACCCUUUAACAUCACCACCAUGUGACACCACACUUACCCACUACCACAAAACCUCAUUGCACGCUGUCCUUUUAUUAAUUUUAAGAAACUGUAGUUACAAUGUAGACCUUUAUUUCCUCCCAAUUUUUCAACAUAGUCUAACAUGCAUACUCAUUUUGACUUUCUAGUUUCUACUUUAAAUAUAAAAUGAUUACUUGUUUGUGAUCUUUUUUUUUUAUUACGGUGACAGAUUUCUGAAUGGAUUGGAGACAUAUUACAUUUUGAUAUCAUAUACCUGAGUACAAUUGAUAACUUGUACAACCCCGUGAAGAUAUACUUAAAUUUUGGCUUUACAGCCUAUCAUUACUUUCAGAUCUAAGUCAACCACCACCCUCCAUAUCCGGCUAAAUCACACACUUCCUCAGUAAUCUAUUCGACAACUGAACUAACUCAUUCGUCUAAGGCUAGUUAUCUGUUUGUCGUUUGUCGCGUAUUGUUGCAACCGUUUAUUGACCUAAAAUCACGCACGCUCCGUCAUCAAAACUCCGCUGGGUACACGCACUUGAGUUUCCUGUAACUAACAUUUUUACAUGUAGCACACUUUUUUUAUAUGUAACAUUCUAUUUUACAUGUGAAACUCAUUUUACCUGGAAAUUUAUAUUUGUUCUCGUGUUUUUUAAGCUUUUGCUGCUAUUUUUUAAAGUUCACCACAAGACCACGGGUGUUUUCAUAUUUCUUUUCAUUUUCAUCAUUAUAUAACAGCUUCAUUUAAUUUAACAUAUAAAUAGAUUCUUUUUUUCACAUGAAAAUAACGCUUUAAAGCAUUUUUUUCUCUAAACUCUAAUUGAUCUAUAUGCAACAGGCAUAUUAAAAUUAUACAUAUAACUACUUGGUUUUGUUUUUUAAUGCUUAUUUAAUAUAAUUGUUAAAUUGUGUUAAUUCGUCUAUUCGAUUAUAAUUCAAAGUAACCUUCUUAAGCCUACUCUACAUGUAUUGUGUAUAUAAAUUGUAUGCAUUGAAUUCUCUGCGCUGAGCAUCUUUCUAACCGCGCUCUAUUCGUUGUUGUUUCCAUUUAUUUUCUCUAUUUCUUCAACCGUCUGUCGGUUGAUCGGAUAUUAUUGUAUCUUUCUUCUUUUUUAUCGUCUAUUUCAUUUUAAGA
This is a messenger RNA of Physella acuta, 4917 nucleotides long. Its product is annotated as calbindin-32. Lineage: Eukaryota; Metazoa; Mollusca; Gastropoda; Physidae. The record is from RefSeq and is a predicted model, not a curated record. Gene Ontology annotation, biological process: regulation of long-term synaptic potentiation; regulation of presynaptic cytosolic calcium ion concentration. Gene Ontology annotation, molecular function: calcium ion binding. Gene Ontology annotation, cellular component: dendrite; synapse; nucleus.